Messenger RNA from Electrophorus electricus (electric eel), 1636 nucleotides. RefSeq names its product RAB9A, member RAS oncogene family (gene rab9a). Lineage: Eukaryota; Metazoa; Chordata; Actinopteri; Gymnotiformes; Gymnotidae. The record is from RefSeq and is a predicted model, not a curated record. Gene Ontology annotation, biological process: retrograde transport, endosome to Golgi; Rab protein signal transduction. Gene Ontology annotation, molecular function: GTPase activity; GTP binding. Gene Ontology annotation, cellular component: lysosome; late endosome; phagocytic vesicle.
AGUCACGUGACACGCAGACCGCGUCACGGUGGCUAACGCUGUGUGAGGAAGAGUCAUCAGAAAUGCACACUCCAUUAGUUUAAACAAAAUUACACAUGGUCUUCAAAACGACGUUCAGGUUACACGUUUUAAAGAUUCUUAACAGCAGGUUAAAUGUUGAUUGACCUGUUUCCUCUGACCACCUCUUCAACGCUGAACGCCACUGCAUGUGAUCCUCAGGAAACACUGAUUCACGCGACCAAGACCCGCUGACAUAGGACUUGACAUCGAUAAUGGUGAAUUUUUCAAAGUACUAAAAAGUUUCAAGGAAAAUUUCAACCUCCAGUUUCAAGGAACAGUGGAGAAUCACAAUGUCUUCUAAGUCGUCCCUCCUGAAAGUGAUUCUCCUGGGAGACGGUGGUGUGGGUAAGAGUUCCCUCAUGAACCGUUACGUCACAGAUAAGUUUGACAGCCAUCUGUUCCACACCAUUGGAGUGGAGUUCCUCAACAAGGAGCUGGAGGUGGACGGGCGCUCGGUCACUCUGCAGAUAUGGGACACGGCAGGUCAGGAGCGUUUCCGCAGUCUGCGUACGCCCUUCUACCGUGGUUCUGAUUGCUGCCUGCUCACCUUCAGUGUGGACGACAGCCAGAGCUUCCACAACCUGGCCAACUGGAAGAAAGAGUUUGUGUACUACGCAGACGUGAAGGAGCCGUCCACGUUCCCAUUCGUCGUGCUCGGGAACAAGGUGGACAUGAGCGAGCGGCAGGUGGUGUCCGAGGACGCACAGCAGUGGUGCCGUGAGAACGGCGACUACCCGUAUUAUGAGACGAGUGCCAAGGACGCCACCAACGUGGCGGCGGCGUUCGAGGAGGCCGUGAGGAGAGUGCUUGCGACGGAGGACAGGGCGGAGCAUCUCAUCCCCACAGACACGGUUAAUCUUCACAGGAAGCCACGUGGUAGUGCCCCCUGCUGUUGACGAGCGGGAGAAGGACACCUUGUAAUAAGUGAAUUGAAGUGGCCAUUGAACAGGACGAGUCUGCAUCGUCUUUGAGGUCAUGCUACAUUAGACCUGCACUUGUUCCAAAACACUGGGUUGUUCUCACUGGGUGAUGUUCUAGUAGACUUUUUUCAAAACAUGACUGAGUUCUAAAGGCAGCCUGAGGUGUCUGAUUGUAAGAACCUAGAUAUUAGAGAGUUUUCUCUGAAAACAUUGAUAUAUUAAGCAUUACAUUCUAAUAUUAAGACUGAGAACAAUGCAAUAAAGCUAUGAAGUUUCACUUCCUGUAACAAAGAUUAACCCAGAGGGACUGGUACACUGUGGCUGAAUGUCUAAUCUAUUAACAUUAAAGGACUGUGUGGAGUGCCAAAGCGAAGAUUUAGAAUGUGAUAUAUUACCACAGAAUGAAAAUGUAGCGUACUUAAAUUAUAAAUCAAAAGCACUAAAAUCUUUAAGCUGCAAUUAAAUGAAAAGAAAGCUGAAAUAAUUGACAGUGUUGAUUUUCUAUUUCGUUUUUUAAGCAUGAAAUGUUUUAGUUUAUGAUCUUUUCAAAAUUAAGUACACUUCAAUUAAACCUGUAUUAACAGAAUUAACAGUAACUAGAUGUGAGGUUGUUUUGGGUGAUGAGGGAAAUUAAAGUAGGAAUACUGGACAAUGUU